Molecule: messenger RNA, 564 nt
Organism: Colletotrichum higginsianum IMI 349063
Lineage: Eukaryota; Fungi; Ascomycota; Sordariomycetes; Glomerellales; Glomerellaceae
Product: 60S ribosome subunit biogenesis protein NIP7
Exons: 3
Coding region: 1-564 (187 amino acids)
Biological process (GO): ribosome assembly; ribosomal large subunit biogenesis
Cellular component (GO): nucleus; nucleolus; preribosome, large subunit precursor
Molecular function (GO): RNA binding
Source: RefSeq, a predicted model, not a curated record
AUGCGUCCCCUUACGGAAAAGGAGACCGAGACCCUCUUCAACAAGCUGGCUAGCUACAUGGGCAGCUCGCUCAAGAACCUCAUCGCCCCGCUCGACAACGGCCCCGAGCCGGACCGCUACGUCUUCCGCAUGAUCCGCGACCGCGUGUACUACGUGCGCCUCUCCGUCGCCAAUCUGGCAACCAGCAUCGCCCGCGAGAAGCUUCUCAGCAUCGGCAUCUGCUUGGGCAAGUUCACAAAGACCGGCAAGUUCCGUCUGCACGUCACCGCGCUUCCGGUUCUCAGCGAGCACGCAAGAUACAAGAUCUGGGUCAAGCCCAAUGGAGAGAUGCCCUUCCUGUAUGGUGGCAACAUCGUCAAGGCCCACGUCGGCCGCUGGUCCGAAGACUGUCCGGAACACCAGGGCGUCAUCGUCUUCUCCAUGGACGACAAGCCCCUCGGCUUCGGCGUCACCGCCCGCUCGACGGCCGAGGCGCGCCGUCUCGACCCCACUGGUGUUGUGUGCUUCAGGCAAUCCGACUGCGGCGAGUACCUGCGCGACGAAGAUACCCUCUUUGCCGGUUAA